Ipomoea triloba (trilobed morning glory) is the source of this 637-nucleotide messenger RNA. Its product is annotated as snakin-2-like. The transcript has 2 exons. NCBI's taxonomy places the organism in Eukaryota, Viridiplantae, Streptophyta, Magnoliopsida, Solanales, Convolvulaceae. The record is from RefSeq and is a predicted model, not a curated record. Bases 74 to 391 code for a protein of 105 amino acids.
CUUGUACUCUUCAUCCCUCGUCUUACGUUAUAUUAUUCCUAGUUUCCUUGACAUAAAACAUCGUAGGUCAUCCAUGGCUGCCAUCUCUAAGGCCUUCGUUGCUUCAAUUCUCCUUCUGUUUCUCACAGCACACGUGGCUCAAGCUUAUGAGACUACGACGGCCGUGCAUGGAGGAGCUGCCGGCGGCCGCUCUCUUCUCGGGACGAUAGAUUGUGGGGCGUCGUGUGACGCAAGGUGCAAGCUGUCGUCGAGGCCGCGGCUGUGCAAACGGGCGUGCGGGACUUGCUGCGCCAGAUGCGGCUGCGUUCCGCCGGGAACCUCCGGCAACCAGGAUGUGUGCCCCUGCUACGCUAGCCAGACCACUCACGGCGGCAGACGCAAGUGCCCUUAAUUCAAUUUACGUGUGGUUACUUGCAUGUUUCAAUUCAUUUGUGGUCGUGUUUACCAACCUCCAUCAGCUCCAUAUAUAUUAAGUAUAAGUUAAUAUAUAUCAUCUGGACCAGAAAAUAAACACUACUAUAUUUAUAUAUAUAUGAUCGAGAACUCGAUAUGAACAUCAUGUAUGUACGUAUAUUAUAUAUAUAAUAAUGUAUUUUGUAUUAAUUAAUUAUUAAAUAAAAGUGUGUUGGUGUGUAUA